UUAUGUAGAGUUUGAUGGACAAUAGAAGCAUUUGUUGAUCAGCACAAAGGUUUGCUUUUAAUAUUAAUAUGAAAACAUUUUUUGGACGUUUUUAUUUAAAAUAGUUUGAAAAUUUUCAGGAGGUUUUGAGACGAGAAUAAAAUAACACCUGUUCUGUUUUAUUCAAGAGAACAAUAUGGAAAUGAGUGCCAGUACCACAAUGCAAGCAACUCCUGAAGAUAACGCGACUGUUCUUGAUAAUGAAACUGUGCAUAGUAAUACAAGUGAUAUGUAUGACUACGACUAUAAUCUACAGAUUGAGGGUCAUACCUUGACUAUAACCGUAAUUUCAAUCAUUUUGUCUUUGAUAGGUUUACUUGCCAACAGUCUUGCAAUCAUUGCUAUAAUAAAUGGGCAUAGAAAACGGACAACACAUUUAAAACUUGUUAUAAGUUUAUGCUGCUCAGAUGCUCUAAUUCUGUUGUCGAAUGUGUCAAUUAAAAUAAUAAUCCUGACAAAACAUGUGGACUUAUGCCUGAAUGUGGCAAUGAGAUUAACAACCAAUUUAGCUCUUAUUGCUACACUUUUAAACUUACUUGGAAUUGCAACAGAUCACUACCUGGCGAUCAUAAAACCAAUGCUGUACAAAAAAGAGAUGACGAGUACAAGAGGAUUGGGUGGUAUUGGUGCCAUCUGGAUAAUAAGCUUGUUUGCAAUUGGUCUGGAAAUAAUAUCUGGUCUUGUAGAUAGGAGAGAAAAAGAAUCGCCUUGUGUAGCAAUUGCCUUCGAUAAAACGAAUUCAGAAUUUGCUAUUGUUGCUUUUAUUUUUGCCUUUCUUCUUGUUAUAAUCAUGAUUUACGCUAGAAUAUAUAUUUGUGUGAUUAGGCGUCAGUCUCUUCAAAGGCGGAGACAUCAACAAAAAAACGGUUCUGGUAGCGUUAAAACUCUCAUCACAACAUCACUAUUUGUUUUAACAUUUGUGCUGUUCUUGACUCCAAUUGGAAUAUUUAACGUUUAUAUAUACUUUCAAAGUUUUGAAUAUACCCUUGACAAUUUAGAUAGUAUUGCCAAAACUGGAGACAUUUUGUACGUAAUUUUAUUACUUAACACCAUCUCGGAUCCCAUAAUCUAUGCUGCGCGUCUGCAAAGGGUGCACAGACAAUGUUGUUUGUUUCCCGCAGGUGUAAGCCGUCUAUCAACACGGACAGAACGAUCAUCAUUUGCAAAACCUACGGGAAUAUUGUAAUUAUCUAUUCCUCAAAUCAUUGACAGGAAAUUUAACAAGAGCUGUCAAGGGUGCAGCGCGCUCCACUUGUCUCAGUACUUGAUAGUAUGAUAAAAGCAACAACAUAGAAACAGGGCAUAUUUCUGAUAAACUGUUUUGCCUUGAUAAAUAGGAAGAAUUGUAAGUUUGAUCGAAUAUCUGUGAUGGUUUUUGUGAAAAUUAUAAAUAUAUAAAAAGGAUGAUUAUUAGGUUGACCUGUCUUUUAAAGAUGCAAUUUAGUUCUUUAAAAUGUAGCCAAGUUUAAAGUGAAUAUUUUAUUGACAUUGAAAGAAAGGUUAAUUCAGAGCACAAACAAAUCUAAGUAAAGAUAACUUUUGCAAGGUAUAACUCAAGGAUUAUAUGCCCUUUAAAUAUUUCAUAACAUGUUGAACAAAUGAAUAGUGAACAAAUAAAUCAAGUUUAAAGUGAAAAGUUUUGAAAUAGUUUUAAAAGUUUUUAAGGAAAUUGACUACAAACUAUUACAAAAUAUUUCAAGUAGAACACAUUAGUAUAUAUCCAUAUAUGAAGUUUCAUUUUUAUGGCUGUAAAAUUAAUGACCAUUCACGAAAACUUAACCAAAAAGAUUUACUGACGCCCCACCUUUUUUUCCUUCGGUAAGUGGAGCUAAAUAUAACCUUAAUACAUGCAUAUGUCAAAUGUUAGGAUAUGGCUGGUAACAGUCUUACAUUAUAUUGAUAAAAAAUGUUUCACGUUCUCAACAUGCCAUGCAAAAUUAUUUGCAAACCAUUAUUUUGUUAACGCGUAUAACAAAAAAAAUCCUGAAUUUUGGUCUUUUUGAAAUUCAUCAUUCAAUAUCUGCAUUGGUUGUUAUGUUGAGUUGACUUAAAGCAAGCUAUUUAUAUAAUUCAAUAACUUGGCAUGGAUCAAAAGCUAUUGAUAUAGUAACAUUAUCUAAAAUUAUUGUUUGAUUUUUUUAGCAAUAAGUAUGCCUGACUUGCUCCUUUGCUUGACUUCAGACCAUUUCUGCUAUGAAGUGGAUAAGAUAUAGAAAAUACAAGAAGUUAUCUCUUGUGUUGAUAACAAUAUCUGAAAUAUUAUCGAAACAGAACAGUGCGGAAGGCAUGGUAAAAGCCGUGUGGAAAGUAGUCACGAAAGAACAUGUCAAUUUUGUGAUGCUUACGAACUCGAAGACGAGUGUCAUUUUGUUUUAAAAUGAAGUGCUUAUGAAAAUCUACGUCGCCAAUAUGUUAAGCGUUAUUUUUACAUUCGGCCUAGUAUGGCCAAAGUUAUAGAAUUACUGCAAUCUAAAAGCCAUAAAGUACUUACAAACUUAUUCUAUUAUUUAAAAAGGCAGACGUCAGACGAAAUGAUAACUCUAGAAGUCUUCAAUAGUAUUAUGACGUUGUUUUAAUUGUAUAUACUGUGGUGUUCUUUAUAUUAUAUUGAGUAAAUAUUUUGCCAAAUGCGA
This is a messenger RNA of Ruditapes philippinarum (Manila clam), 2672 nucleotides long. Its product is annotated as probable G-protein coupled receptor 34. Bases 176 to 1225 code for a protein of 349 amino acids. The record is from RefSeq and is a predicted model, not a curated record. Lineage: Eukaryota; Metazoa; Mollusca; Bivalvia; Venerida; Veneridae. Gene Ontology annotation, molecular function: G protein-coupled receptor activity. The transcript has 2 exons. Gene Ontology annotation, cellular component: membrane. Gene Ontology annotation, biological process: G protein-coupled receptor signaling pathway.